AUGAGCAAUCCAAAAAUAAUCGUGUCCAAGUCUUCUUCCGAGUCGUUCGAUUCAUCGUCGUUUGAAGAUGAGAAUGAGGACGAGGAGGGGGUAGCAUUGAAUAGUAUUCCUCAACCUAUUCCACUUGACACAAUCGUCCCUGUUCGCGAUCCCGAACCCGAGCUGAGUUGGGAUUCGAGCCAAAGAAGCAUACAGGCUAGACUAGAAUGGCUCGCAAAGUCGCAACGAUCUUCCCGGGGGCUAGAAGUCAUGGAUGGCGGCUACCUUGUGGAACGACCUUGCGACGUUUCCACCGCAUCCGGAGUAUACAACAACAGCGCUCACCAAACAACCAAUAUCGAGGAUCCGCUGAGUACAUCUGGUUCAGAGCAAGAAAACGCACAAUUUGUGUCUCCUUCAACAGAAGAAAAUAGUCCGGAAGGUGAUCCCUUAUUGCUCGUGGACGGAUCCAAUCAGGUCAAGAGCAAAGCAGCCUCCGGGGAGAAACGCCCAGGCUUUUUCGAUCGCUGUGUGGAUCAUAUGAAUAUCAUGGUCCAGUCCAAGAAUUUUCUUGUGUGCGUUGUGUUCGCCAUUUUGCUCCUCAAUGGGCUUGGAAUUGCGUUGGCAUUUUUUGCACUCAAGAAACAGCCUUCCCCUCCUGGAACGGACAACAAUGAAAUUGGUGACAACAGCUGGAAUUCCAACUCUACUUUUCCGCCAGUGACUCCCCCCCCUAACCUCUCUCUCCCGACCGCACCAACCUGGUAUCCAGCACCAUCGCCCAACUUGAACCCGUAG
Seminavis robusta is the source of this 777-nucleotide messenger RNA. The record is from the annotation of a GenBank genome assembly. Lineage: Eukaryota; Bacillariophyta; Bacillariophyceae; Naviculales; Naviculaceae.